Molecule: messenger RNA, 1154 nt
Organism: Phlebotomus papatasi
Lineage: Eukaryota; Metazoa; Arthropoda; Insecta; Diptera; Psychodidae
Product: methionine aminopeptidase 1D, mitochondrial
Exons: 3
Coding region: 33-989 (318 amino acids)
Biological process (GO): proteolysis
Molecular function (GO): metalloaminopeptidase activity
Source: RefSeq, a predicted model, not a curated record
CUCUUCCGGAAUCAGCUGUUAAACGUUCCGGAAUGAGGAAGUUUAUUGCGUUUCUGGCCAGAAAUCCUGGACAAAUGGGACAAAUUCCAAGGAGACAAUUAUUUUCCUUCGCGAAAAAAAGAGAUUUGGGGAGAUUCAGCCCGGUUUUUCCAGGAAAAGUCAGUCCAGAGCGCGUGAUUCCUAGCCAUAUCAAUGUCCCAUUGUACUAUAAGACCCCUCAGAUGCCUUCAUCCACCCUGGGUGAGGUGGAGAUUAAAUCCGAGGAAGUUAUUGCUCGAAUGAGAGACAGUUGCAAAUUGGCGGCAAAUAUCUUGAAGGAUUGCGGGGGAAUUGUUCAGGUGGGCAGGACAACAGAUGACAUCGAUGAGUUUGUCCACGAAGCUGUUGUUAGAGCCAAUGCCUAUCCCUCCCCACUGAGAUAUGGGGGAUUCCCUAAAUCCGUCUGUACUUCCGUGAACAAUGUUGCUUGUCAUGGGAUUCCUGAUGACAGGGCUCUUGAAGAUGGGGACAUCAUCAAUGUGGACAUCACUGUGUACCACCAAGGGCACCAUGGGGACUGCUCAAAGACAUUUCUAGUGGGAAAUGUCGAUGAACUUGGUCAGGAGCUUGUGAAAGUGGCAGAAGAGUGUCUCCGGAAAGGGAUUGAAGCCUGUGGCCCGAACAAGAGAUUCUCAGGGAUUGGAAGAGCCAUUGAAUCUCAUGCCAGAGAGCACAAAUUCACCGUGAUACCAGCUUUUAUUGGCCAUGGGAUCGGUUCAUAUUUCCACGGACCUCCGGAAGUCCUUCAUUUCAAGAAUUCUGAAGGUGGAUUUAUGAAGCCGGGAAUGGUGUUCACGGUGGAGCCGGUGAUCUCAAUGGGAGGUCCGGAAGUGGAAAUUCUCGAGGAUAAUUGGACAGCUGUCAGUGUAGAUGGCGCCAGGAGCGCUCAAUUUGAACAUACAAUUGUCAUAACGGAUUCCGGCUAUGAGAUACUCACACUUCCAGACUGAAAAAAUUAAAUAGAUUUAUUGCAGGAUAAAAGGAAGAGUGUCUUUUUGGUGGAGAUUAGCAGGCCUGCUGGGCCAGUGGUUUGGGUGCUGGCUUCUGAAUGGGCAGGAAAAGUUUGAAUUCCGACGGAAGUUCAUCCUCUGAGUACAAUCUAUCGGAGAAAUACA